Leptinotarsa decemlineata (Colorado potato beetle) is the source of this 1554-nucleotide messenger RNA. RefSeq names its product Tetraspanin 33B (gene Tsp33B). Gene Ontology annotation, cellular component: membrane. The record is from RefSeq and is a predicted model, not a curated record. Lineage: Eukaryota; Metazoa; Arthropoda; Insecta; Coleoptera; Chrysomelidae.
AAUCAGUUCUAAGAACCUUUAUUUUUGUUUCACACAAAAUCACUGACAGUUUCUUUUCAGAAUUAAAUAAAUUCUAUUUUCAACCCAGUCCCAUGUACUAUUGAGUUUUUUCUAUUCGAGAAGUGGAAAUUGACUUUUGUAUUCGUCACAUUGACAAUGUACCAAAAAUUUACCUUUUACAAACGUUUUUAAGAGAAAAAUUAGAAUGGCUGUGGGAAUGUUCAUUUUGUCACACAAGCAAAGAAGAAACUUGUGUCUCCUCUUCUUGGCAAUGAACAUCCUUCAAAUAAUCCUAGGAUGUGGAAUGACAGGUUCAUCUUUGUAUAUAAUUAUAGCUGUGUCUCCCAUUCUUCAUUCGCAGAGAUCAGAAAUCAACUUUGCUUUUGUUGUAACUGGACUAUACGGCACACACGUGAUAUUUCACUGGAUAGUGGGAAUAAAAAUUUGCGAAAAGUGUUUCAGACAGGCCCACAAAAAAAGCACAAGUAAUUUGUUUCUUCUCUGGUCAUGUUUAGGAACAAAUACCGUCCUCAAUUUGCUUAUAGUGUCUCAUUUCGCGAGAAAAAUGAACAAACAACUAUCCCGCUCCAUAAAACAAUCCAUCGUAACAGGCAUGAGCCAAUAUCUUCGGGAAAAUAUAUGGAAAGAAACAAUCGAUACACUUCAGUACAAAAAUGAAUGCUGCGGUAUAGAUUCCUAUGAAGACUGGCAUGAGAUGAAGUGGCUAACGAAAUAUCAUGUGGAUGUUAAGUCGGAGACCGUGAAACAAUUUAAAGGAGACGGGGAUAUCCUUACCUUGCCUGUUACUCCGUGGAGUUGCUGUAAAGUAGAUUUUCCCAUGCAGUGUCUUCACGAUCCUAUUCAGCAAGCACAAUAUGCCCAUAUAUGGGUGGAUGAGCCCACCAUAGUCGUGAACUCCAUAAACACUAAAGGGUGUUUGGAUAAUUUGAAAAGACCCAUUGGAUCAGUGACAAAUGUACUCAUUUUUCUCAGUUCAAUGGUGUUCAUAUCCCACUUGAUUAUUUUCAUAAUCUCAAGAAUACUUUAUACAUCGACAAGGAAUGCAAUAUUACUGGAAGAUCCCGAAGGAAAAGCUCCUGGAUGGAUAUUUGGAAGAGGAGACUGUGGCUAUGCUGGUGGAAAAACUCUUCUGGAAAUCAUGGAAUCAUAUCCGCCUGCUGAAGAGCACGAAAAAAUCGAGGACUUCGUAGAAGGUUCUGAAAACGUCGCCCAAAAGGAUGGUUUUGAAGAACUGAACAACACUGUGAUAACAAUCAAAGAAUUUGAAAGGAAAGUUCCAACUCGACCACCGCAAAUUGAAAAAAGAAAUGAAGUAUUAACUAAGGGACAGUUUCCUUCAGAAGGAAUUAAAGAAACAAAAAAGAGUAAAGAACUAUUGAAAAAUGAAAAAAUGAAGAUGCUAAAGCAAGCCACAUCAGAUACAAAAAAGUAGGUAAUACAAUAGUGGCCCCAAACUGUGCAAGAAAUGAGAAAACUAUGGAUAUGAAUUUAUAUAUUGUGUAUUAUUUUUUAAGAAUAAAUACUGAUAAAGUA